AUGCUUUGGCGAACGGUCGCCGGCUACGUGCUACUCGAACGUCAUCGACCGUCGCCGUCACCGAUUAAGUUGACAUUUCUACAGCUUGCAUGGGCUCUACCUUAUUUAUUGCUUGCCAACUACCUCGAACGGUCACUUUUACCGUUACGUCUCCUAUGCUACACUCAAACCGACCUUCUCUCCCCAGAACCGUUAAACAACGAUGCUGCACAAUGUGUCCGGCAAUACUUCCCAAACCGUUCACCUGAUCCAGACUGUAUGCUGUCAACAACACCGAAAAUCAUACUGAGGCCUACACUUCCAGAUCAACCACAACGAAUUCUCUUUAUAAGAACUGGUCCAAAAUCUGUGGAUUAUCGCAACUUUAUUAGGGAGACAUGGAAAUUGCAGGUCGAUCUAUUUGCACCAGUCGUAUUCGUAUGUGCUGGUAAUGGUGAUGAUAAAAUUGCUUCCGAAGCUAGCCGAUAUAAAGAUAUGCUACAGUUCGAUUUUAUCGAUUCAUAUCACAAUUUGUCGCUAAAAAUGAUGGCGAUCUAUGGAUAUGUAUUGUCUGAAAUACCGUCUGUAGAAAACAUUAUAGUUACUAAUGAUGAUACAAUAGUAAACAUUACUGCUUUGGCAGAGCUCUUUCCUCUACAAUGGCACGGUCCUUGGAUGUUGGGCAAAGUUUCGAGAGGUUAUCCACGGUUAUUUAUGCCUUGGUUACCAUGGCAUGUUCCCGGUGAAAUGUAUUCAAGUUUAUGUUAUCCACGAUUUACGCAGGGUUCAUCGUUCAUUUUAUCACGGGAAGCAGCACAAGUAUUGCUAGAGAACAUUUGCAAAACUCCAUUCGUACAUCUUGAUGAUAUUUUAAUGGGAAUCAUCGCAUCCUGCACACGACUGAAACAGCUCCACCAUGGAGGCUUUGACAAACACAUAUUUGAAGAUUUCGUGGUAUACCAUUAUCAGUACUCUCGACAUUCUCCAUUGCACUUACGGCAGCUGUGGAGCUCAAUUCCAGUAUCAUCUUAG
Molecule: messenger RNA, 1011 nt
Organism: Necator americanus (New World hookworm)
Lineage: Eukaryota; Metazoa; Nematoda; Chromadorea; Rhabditida; Ancylostomatidae
Exons: 8
Coding region: 1-1011 (336 amino acids)
Cellular component (GO): Golgi membrane
Molecular function (GO): hexosyltransferase activity
Source: RefSeq, a predicted model, not a curated record